Molecule: messenger RNA, 5322 nt
Organism: Lodderomyces jiufengensis
Lineage: Eukaryota; Fungi; Ascomycota; Pichiomycetes; Serinales; Debaryomycetaceae
Gene: SEC7
Product: Arf family guanine nucleotide exchange factor
Exons: 1
Coding region: 1-5322 (1773 amino acids)
Biological process (GO): regulation of ARF protein signal transduction
Molecular function (GO): guanyl-nucleotide exchange factor activity
Source: RefSeq, a predicted model, not a curated record
AUGACGGAAGAAGAAAUAAGUAAUGAUCAAUUGCCCGAAGUGCUAACUAAGCAAGAAGAACAAGUCCUAGAAUUAAAUGUUAAUGGAAUUGAUAAAGAUCAAAUAAUUAGAGAAUCAACGCCCGAUAAAGGACCAAUUGAAGAAUCAACGGAAUUAGAAAGAGCAGAAGAACCAGAAGACACAGAACAACCCACAGAAGAAUCUAAAGAGGAUAUUACAGAAGAAUCAAUAUCAGAACCAGUAACAGAACCACCAGCACCAAUACAACCACAAGAAAUUGAAAUUUCUGUUACUUCAACCCCAACUCCAACUACUAAUGGUUCACGUCAUAGUAGAUCAUCAACGCUAUCGUUAAAUAACAAUGCAACCGUUGACAACACCCAAAUCUUUAAAAAAACAUUUGAAUUAAUUCUAGCAUCAAAAGAGGCUAAAAAAAAUGAAGCAUUCAGAAACAAAAUACAAAAAGCACUUGAUUCAAUAAAUAAUAUAGAUGAUAGAAACCCCCAUAUAAUAUUCGACUCCCUUAAAACAUGUUGCGAAACAAACAAUGUCGAUUUGAAAUCAAAAGCAGUUGAUUUAUUCGCAAAAUUAUUUGAUUAUGCUAAAUUUAAUGAUCCUAUAGAAAAAAUUAAAUUAACAGAUGAGUCAGUAAAUGUUAUAUCAAAAUGUUUUGAUGGAGAAGGUACAGAUCCAGAAUUGGAGUUACAAGUAGUACGAGCAUUGAUGCAUUCUAUUUUAUUAAUGCCAUGUCAUGGUGCAUCAUUAUUACAAGCAGUUAGACAAAUUUAUAAUGUAUUUAUUUUUUCAUUAACUGCAAGAAAUCAAGCAAUUGCUCAGGGGAUUCUAACACAAGUUAUUGGAGCAAUUUUCCAAAGAGUUCGUGAUACAAUGAAAUCAAAAAGUAAAACAAAUAGUUCAACUAGAUUAGUUUUAGAGUCUGCUGAAAACCUUCCAGAAACGAAAUUAACAUUAACUGAGUUGGAGACAAUUAAUACGUCUAUAAAUGACACCGACAAAGUAAAUGAAGCUACAUCUGCUAGUGAAAGCGAUGAAGACUUGGCGGUUAAAGAUGCAUUUUUAGUUUUCCGAGCUAUGUGUAAAUUAUCCAUUAAAUCAUUAGAUUCAACAACUAUUGAUAUGAAAGCUCAUUCAGUAAGGUCUAAAUUAUUAUCACUUCAUAUAAUUCACACAAUAUUAAGAGAACAUAUUGAAAUAUUUUUAAGUCAUGAUGUUGUACUUUUAUCAUCAAAUUCAAGUGAAAGACUAAUCAAUGCAGUUAGACCUUAUAUAAAUCAAGCACUUUCUAAAAACGCAGCAUCUGCUUUAGCUCCAGUAUUUGAAUUAUCCUUGGAAAUUUUUUGGAUUAUAAUAUCAAAUUUAAGAUCAGAAUUUAAAAGAGAAAUACCUGUGUUUUGGGAUGAGAUUUAUUUUCCUGUUGGAGAAAUGAAAUCUUCAAGUGCUCACCAAAAGAGAUAUCUUUUAUCAAUUAUUGAAAGAUUGUGUAACGAUUCAAGAUGUAUUAUUGAAUUUUACCUCAACUAUGAUUGUGACAGUAACAUGCCCAAUAUUUGUGAGAAAUUAAUCGACCACUUAACAAAAUUAUCUUUACAAAGAAUUGAAGUUACUACUCAACAAAAAUAUGCAUUUAUAGAAAAUAGGAGAAAUGGUAUAUCGGUGUAUGAUGUCGGUAAAAUUGCAAAUUUAACAUCAAGUACAAUGUCAUCAAAACCACCAGAUCCAGAAAUUUAUAACUUAUUCCCCGUAGAGUAUGCAUUGAAAAUGACAUCAAUAAGUUGUUCAGUUGCAUUUUUACGUUCUUUAUAUUCAUGGGCUCAAAAGGGACUUAAUUUAAAACUGCCAGUCAAUGGAUCAUUUUUAUCAUUAUCAAGAAAUCGAUCAGAUUCAAAUACUACUUCCACAAAUGUUACUAGAAACCCUUCUUUCAUCAAUGGUGACGAUUCUUCAAAGGAAUCAGAUAAAAUAGAACAAUUUGAAAAUCAAAAACAAAGGAAGAAAGCAUUACUAGAAGGUAUAAAACAAUUUAAUCAAAAGGCCAAAAAGGGAGUAUCAUAUUUCAUAAAUAACGGGUUUAUUUCAUCUGAUUCACCAGCCGACAUAGCAAGGUUUCUUUUGGAGACUGACGGACUUGACAAAGCAGUUAUUGGUGAAUACCUUGGCGACGGUGAUGAAAAAAAUAUAGCCAUAAUGCAUGCUUUCGUUGAUCAGAUGGAAUUUGAUAAUGCAGAAUUUGUUGAUGCAAUGAGAAAAUUUUUACAAUCAUUUAGGUUACCUGGUGAAGCUCAAAAGAUUGAUAGAUUUAUGUUAAAAUUUGCUGAAAGAUAUACUAUGGGAAACCCAAAUUUAUUUGCCAACGCUGAUACAGCAUAUGUCUUGGGUUAUUCUGUAAUAAUGUUAAAUACAGAUUUACAUUCACCACAAAUAAAAAGCAGAAUGACAUUUGAUAGUUUUGUUAUGAAUAAUUCAGGAAUUGAUGAUGGUAAAGACAUCCCCAAAGAAUUAUUGCAAAAAAUAUAUGAUGAGAUCUUAAACAAUGAAAUUAAAUUACAAUCAGAACAACAUGCCGCUUUAUUGGCGGGUGAUUUAACAGUUUCCCCAUCAGUAGGAUUCUUCAGUGGUAGAGAUCAAAAUCGUGAAGCAUAUAUCUUUGCAUCAAAAGAAAUGUCCCAAAAGACUGAAAAGUUAAUGAAAAAUUUGGGCAAGAAAACAAGAGCUGAUGAUGAUGGGAUGUUUUAUGCAGCUACAAGUGUUUUGCAUGUAAAAUCAAUAUUUGAUACUUUGUGGAUGUCAAUAUUAGCUGGUUUAACUCCGCCAUUUAAAGAAUAUGAUGAAGAUUAUGUCACAAAAGCAUGUUUAGAAGGCAUUAAAUUAUCCAUAAGAAUUGCUUGCAUGUUUGAUUUAGAUUAUGCAAGAACAUCAUUUAUAGGAGCAUUAGUACAAUUUCAAAAUUUAAACAACUACGAAGAAAUGAAACCUAAAAAUGUUGAUGCUAUAUAUAUUAUGUUAGAUUUAGCAGUAACUGAAGGUGAUAACUUAGGUGGUUCAUGGAUUCAUAUUUUAAGAUCAAUUUCACAAACUGAGCGAUUACAAUUAAUUGCACAAGGAGUUGAUCAAGACUCGAUUCCGGAUGUUACAACAGCUAAAUUGAUUACAAGAAAUUCAAUUGAAAGUACAAGGACAAGCACCAGCUUUUUUAGUUCAUUUGCAUCACAAACACCUGCACAAUCAGCCGCAAGUAAAUUUCAUAACCAACAUCUUUCGCCAGAAGUUGCAAGAUUAUUAGUGAAGACAGAUUUAGAAGUUUCAAUGGAUAAAGUAUUCACAAAUAGUGCCAAUUUAACAGGUAAUAGUAUAGUUGAAUUUGUUAAAGCACUUUCUGAAGUUUCAAAAGAAGAAAUAAAUUCAUCAGGCCAAAGUAGUAACCCAAGAACUUUUUCAUUACAAAAAUUUGUUGACAUUUGUUAUUAUAACAUGAAUAGAAUUCGUGUGGAAUGGUCACAUCUCUGGGCUACUAUGGGUGAAACUUUUAAUGCAUUAGGUUGUCAUUCAAACCCAUCAAUAUCAUUUUUUGCAUUAGAUUCAUUGAGACAACUUUCAAUGAGAUUUCUUGAAAUUGAAGAAUUAGCUCAUUUCAAAUUUCAAAAGGAAUUUUUGAAACCAUUUGAAUAUGUAAUUAUACACAACAGGUCUUUGGAAGUUAAAGAUAUGGUUCUUGAAUGUAUGAACAAUAUGAUAUUAGCAAGAGCAAGUCAGAUUAAAUCAGGUUGGAAAACUAUUUUCAACGUUUGUACUGCUGGUGCUAAAGAAAAUAAAGAAUCAUUAGUGAUGAAAUCAUACAAAAUGGCAAUUUGGAUCAACAAGGAAUAUAUUGAAGAAGUUAGAAGACAAGAUUCAUUUGGUGAUUUGGUUGUGUGUUUCACAGCACUUGCUAAAAAUGAGAGAUUUCAAAAAAUUAGUUUACUUUCAUUAGAUGUAUUAUCAAGAUUAAUUUACGAAAUUGCACAAUACAGUUUCUUCAAUGAAAGUGAGGAACAAAUUGAGCCAGAAGAAAAAGAUGAACAUUUAAGAAAACUUUGGUUCCCAGUAUUAAAUGGAUUUUUUGAUAUUAUAAUGACAGGAGAAGAAUUAGAAGUUAGAUCUAGAGCAUUAAAUUCAUUAUUCGAUUUACUCAUGAAAUAUGGUAAAUUUUUUGAUCAAAAAUUUUGGGAUUUAAUUUGUAAAGAAUUGUUGUUCCCGAUUUUUAAAGUAUUAGGAAAUCACUGGGAAUUGAGUUUAGAUGAAUUAAAUGAUAAUUUAUCAGUGUGGUUAUCAACUACAUUAAUUCAAGCUUUGAAAAGUAUGAUCAAUUUAUUUAGUCAUUAUUUUGAUGAAUUAAAUCAUUUAUUAGAUGAAUAUUUGAAACUUAUAAUAUCAUGUAUAUGUCAAGAAAAUGAUACAAUUGCAAGAAUUGGACGUGAAUGUUUAACCAAUUUAUUAUUGGACAAUUGUCAAAAAUUUGAAUCAAAACAUUGGAAUGAAAUAUUGGAAACUUUCGCAAGUUUAUUUGAAUUAACUACCGCCAAGGAACUUUUUACAUUAGAUCCAAUGAGAGAGGAAGAAGAAGAAGAAAAUACUACAACUGAAUCACUUGAUGAAGAUAGCAACAAUUCUGAGUUUCAAAAACAAGUAAUUGAUGAUAAUGAAAUGAGAUUGAAAAAAUCAAGAGAAAAAUCUUCCAUAGUAGUGAAAAGUGUAUUACAAUUAUUACUUAUCCAAACAUUAUCUGAUUUAUUUGAAAAUGAAACAUUUUAUGAAAGUAUACCUUAUAAAUAUUUAAUCAAAACAGCAGAUCUUUUAUAUAAUUCAUAUGAUUUUGCUAAAUCUUUCAAUGAUGAUUAUGAUUUGAGAGUUCGUUUAUGGAAUGCUGGAGUUAUUGAGAGAUUACCAAACUUGCUAAAACAAGAGUCUACAUCAUCAGCAGUGUUUAUAAACAUAAUGUUUAGAAUAUAUUGUGAUGACGACAAAUCAAAUUCAGAAGAUAAACAAACUAUACUAAGUAAAAUCCAUCCAUUAUGUAUAUCAAUCAUUGACAACUACUUAAAAUUUGAUGAAACAAAUCAAAAAAGAAAUAUAACAUCAUGGAAACCAGUAAUAAUUGAAAUUUAUGAAGGCUAUGUUGAAUUAGAUGAUGAUGAUUUUAGAAAAUUUGGACCACUGAUGUAUAGAUUAAUAUUGGAAUUAUUAACUAAAAACAUGUCAAAUGAUUUAAGAGUUGCUAUUAAAACCUUUUUAACAAGAGUUGGAGAAGAAUUUAUAAAAGAAUAA